CUCCGGAAGGUGGUGAUUGACUCCGCUGUCCUGGCGUCGUGAGGGAGUUUGUUCCACCAUUGGGGGGCCAGAGCAGCGAACAGUUUUGACUCGGCUGAGCGGGAACUGUACUUCCUCAGUGGUAGGGAGGCGAGCAGGCCAGAGGUGGAUGAACGCAGUGCAAGUCCUUUCUUGGAAUUGUUGACAUUGUGAUGAGAAAAUUGCCACAAAUACCACUAUGUUGCUAUGUGGAAGGCCAUUGCCUGAAUCUGUUUUUACGAUGGCCGGAUAUCUAUAUCUGUAUCUAUAUCAAGAUACCCUCAUUAAGGAACACUUUACCAGAGCAUGGCAAUAAACUGUCUCUCACUAUCAAAAAACAAAAUGUCAUCUGCAGAUGAUGAUUACCAGAUAGGAGGCACAUCACCAUCACAGUACGUAUGACACAUCUGAAAAGACUGUAGGAAAGCAUGACUAGAGAGCCUAUAUAAAAAGGGAGACCACACAGGUGUCUUCAGAGAGACAGAAACGGUGUGUACUGAAUCAACUAUCUACAGCAUCUUGAUCCACGGAGCCACCAUGAAGUCCCAGUUGUUCUCUCUGCUGCUGCUGUGUGUGCUGUGUGUAAGGGAGGUUCGAUUGGAGGAUGCUGCGACUGUGAGAGCUGUGCGGCUCUGUGGACGGGAGUUCCUGAGGGCCGUGGUGUACACCUGUGGAGGGUCACGGUGGAGAAGGCUUCCAGUAGAGGACAUAAAUGGAAGGGUGGACCAGAAUGGUCUGAAACCAUGGGGGGCUGAGCCUGUGAUGGACCAGAGACGACGAGACUUGAACGAAGCCCUGACCACCGUGUGUUGUCAACUGGGCUGUCGGAAGAGCGACCUUACAAUCAUGUGCUAGGGGCCAAUGCGCAGGCAUUGGCGACAAGGCGUUAAUGUUUGUUGGAAAAUAGUCCUUAUUCAAUAUAGUUGUUUGGCUACUAUGGAUGUCAGCUAAAGAUAUCAUUACUUCCAAUUACUUUCAUUUACUUUUAUCAUGACUUUCAAUGAAAUUCCCCCAUUGAUCUUAUCAGCAAUAAAAACUGGACUUGUAACCAUU
Messenger RNA from Oncorhynchus keta (chum salmon), 1071 nucleotides. RefSeq names its product relaxin-3-like. NCBI's taxonomy places the organism in Eukaryota, Metazoa, Chordata, Actinopteri, Salmoniformes, Salmonidae. Gene Ontology annotation, molecular function: hormone activity. Bases 556 to 873 code for a protein of 105 amino acids. The transcript is spliced from 2 exons. Gene Ontology annotation, cellular component: extracellular region. The record is from RefSeq and is a predicted model, not a curated record.